Molecule: messenger RNA, 1748 nt
Organism: Hyposmocoma kahamanoa
Lineage: Eukaryota; Metazoa; Arthropoda; Insecta; Lepidoptera; Cosmopterigidae
Product: venom acid phosphatase Acph-1-like
Exons: 7
Coding region: 72-1250 (392 amino acids)
Biological process (GO): dephosphorylation
Molecular function (GO): phosphatase activity
Source: RefSeq, a predicted model, not a curated record
AACAGUUCGCGGUCGCGCGCGCUGAUAACGCCGUCCGUUACCUCAUCAUCUCUGUUGCCGGGAGAGAAAAAAUGAAGAUCGCAAAAAUCUCACUAUUACUGAGUUUGAUGACUGUCACAGGAGCCGAAGAAUCUUCGGUGGAAGAAGAAUUGGUGCAAUCUUUACAUUCAGUCACAACAGAUGGUGCUUUAGAUAACACUGAUUUAGUGCUUGCUUUUGUGGUGUUCCGGCAUGGAGAUCGCACACCUGAUCACGAAGAAUUGGAUUUAAUGCCUUCUCCAAACGUAAAUUGGACAGAAGUUUUAUUUCCUUAUGGGAUGAAAGCAUUGACUAAUAAAGGUAAACAAAGGGGUUAUUAUGUCGGUAAGUAUCUUAGAAGUCGUUACAAUGGUUUCAUCUCGAGUAUGUAUUUGCCUGAUGAGAUAGAAGUAAGGACGACGGAUUUCGCACGAACAAAAAUGACAGCGUUGACACUCCUGGCGGCUUUGUACCACCCCCCGCCGGCGCAAAGAUGGCACUCUAAUCUUAAUUGGCAACCAGUGCCCUAUAACACUCUACCCCAUGAUGAAGAUGACCUUUUGUAUUGGUACAACUGCCCCAGGUACCUUUGGCUUAGAAACAAAGUUUAUAAAGAGCCUGAAGUAAAGUUGCGGAUAAAGCCAUACCAAGCAUUAUUUACAGAAUUGGGUAGAAGAACUGGCACUAAUAUUACUACACCUGAGGACGUGUUCUAUUUAGAUAAUUUGUUUCAAGCUCUUGAAAAUGUCGGAUAUCCUCCACCUUUAUGGGCCCAAGAGUUGAUGCCUCAAAUAAAGGAAAUGACUAAAAUAGAGUACGCUAUAGAAAAUUAUAACGCGGAAAUGAUAAGACUGUCUGCUGGAGUACUAAUGACUGAGAUACUGAACGCAUCGAACGCUACUGUGCGCGGAGAAGCCGUGGAGCCAAAAUUGCGACUAUAUUCCGCUCACGAAAACAACGUGGCCGCCAUAAUGGCGGCCGUAAGAGUUUUUGAGCCACACCAGCCACGAUACGGCUCUACAUUUUCUUUGGAGUUGAGGUUGCAUCGCCAUACUGGACAGUAUGGAAUGGCGGCCGUGUAUUCUCCGACAGCGGGGGGGCCAACCAAAAUACUACCCAUAGCUGGCUGCGGUGGAGGUGAAAUAUGCGAUUACGAGGUCUUUUUAGCUAUAACGCAAGAAGCUGUUUUAAGUAAGGAGCAGUUUAAUAAAGAGUGCCCUGUAAUAAAUUGAUGAAGAUGUACGGACAACAGCACAUCAUUUUUGUUCGAAAAUCGCCUCCAUUGCAACGGAACAAGAUACGUCAAUGUGUAGCUUGAUGUGCUGGCGUGUGUACAUCUUCCAAAAAAUAGUUAAAAGCGUAAAAGCGCUUUAAACUUCUGGGUUGGGAUGCGAAAGUGGAUCGCAUUCUGAUUGUCUCGAAAGGAGACCGAAAAAGUGACAACAUAAACACAAUUACUUCCUCCGACGCAUAAUCAGUCAACCAUACAAAGUGGUCAAACUUUUCUUACAAAUAGAUAUCUGUUUCAAGAUGUUCUUCUUCUUGUAACGCGUAAACACGUCCUUUUUAAGAGUUUUCCUAAACGACUGUGGCAAUAAGUAAACUUUGAUUUAGUCUUCUCUAGAUCUCGCUUACAAUUUUUGUAUUUCUAUUAAUUAUGUAUGUACAUACUUAUAUUACAGCGUGUUUAAAGUUUGUGUUAAUGUGAAAUGUACAAAUACAUCUUUAAU